Molecule: messenger RNA, 13495 nt
Organism: Pungitius pungitius (ninespine stickleback)
Lineage: Eukaryota; Metazoa; Chordata; Actinopteri; Perciformes; Gasterosteidae
Product: intermembrane lipid transfer protein VPS13B-like
Exons: 68
Coding region: 124-12303 (4059 amino acids)
Source: RefSeq, a predicted model, not a curated record
UGUUUGGGCUGCAGCCCUUGUGCGAUGUGGCUAGCCGUAGUUACCAAGACAAAUAUGUUGUAAUAAACGUCAGAAUUCAAGAAGUAGCUUCUGGAUAUAGGCGGGGGACAAGACGGGGACAAGAUGUUGGAGUCCUAUGUCACACCGCUCCUGAUGAGCUAUGUGAACAAGUACAUUAAGAAUCUGAAGCCAUCUGACCUGCAGCUGUCUCUGUGGGGAGGAGAUGUGGUGCUCAGCAAGCUGGACCUGAAGCUGGAUGUGUUGGAACAGGAGUUGAAGCUGCCUUUCACAUUCAUGAGCGGUCACAUCCAUGAGCUGCGUAUCCACGUGCCCUGGACCAAGCUGGGCUCGGAGCCUGUAGUCAUUACCAUCAACACGAUGGAGUGCAUCCUCAAGCUGAGGGAUGGAGCCCAGGAUGACAAUGAGAGCGGCUCCAGCUCCACCAGUCGAAGUGUCUCGGACAGCUCCAAGGCUGUGGCCAAGCCCCGCCGCCUUCAGCAGGCUGCCCCCAGCGACCCAGACCUACCCCCAGGUUACGUGCAGAGUCUGAUACGGCGCGUGGUGAACAACGUGAACAUUGUGGUGAACAACCUGAUCCUCAAGUAUGUUGAGGACGACAUUGUGCUGUCGGUCAACAUCACCUCGGCAGAGUGCUACACCGUGGACGAUAUGUGGGAGAGGGCCUUCAUGGACAUCACUGCUCCAGAGCUGGUCCUAAGAAAAGUCAUCAACUUUGCUGACUGCACCGUGUGCUUGGACAAGCGGAAUGCCAGUGGCAAAAUCGAGUUCUACCAAGACCCACUGCUCUACAAAUGCUCCUUCAGAACACGCCUCCAUUUCACCUACGACAACAUCAAUUCCAAGAUCCCAUCCGUUAUCAAAAUCCAAACCAUGGUGGAAAGCCUGAAGUUGUCCAUCACUGAUCAGCAGCUGCCCAUGUUUAUCCGCAUUUUAGAGCUGAUUAUUGCCCUCUACUAUGGGGAAAUCGGAGGACACAAAGAGGGCGAGGGAGAAGAGCCCAGUGUUCUUGUCAGGGAAGCUGGAGCUAUUUUACCUGGGAUGGAUGUAGAUCUGGAGAACCAGGGACCGAGUCAGUACUCCAGCCAAGACCUCUACAUGCAGUCUGGGGGUCCUGAAGAGGGAGACCAGGGUUGGGUGUCCUGGGCUUGGUCCUUCGUCCCUGCCAUCGUAGGCGAAGAGGAGGGAUAUGAGGAAGGCCUGUAUGAGCAGGGAGAGGCAGGAGGCAUCGCAACCAACCCACAGCAACUCACACCCAAGGACCCCAUUGUUUCUAUCGGUUUCUACUGCACCAAAGCCUCUGUUACCUUCAAGUUGACGGAGACCCAGUCGGAGAGCAGCUACUACAGUCCCCAGAAGGUCAAGUCCAGAGAGGUGCUGUGCCUGGAGCAGGAGGGAAUCACUAUCGAGGUGCUGAUGAUGGGGGAGCCCUUCUUCGAUUGUCAGAUUGGCUUUGUGGGUUGCCGGGCCCUUUGCCUGAAAGGCAUCAUGGGAGUACGGGAUUUUGAAGAAAACAUGAAUCGACGCAAAGAGGAUGCAGUGUUCUUCAGCUGUGGGGACAGCCUAGGCAGCAAAGGAAUGACCUACCUCACCAACUCUCUCUUUGACUACCGCAGUCCGGAGAACAAUGGCGUCCGUGCUGAGUUCAUCCUGGAUACCGCUACUCACAAGGAGACCUAUACGGAGAUAGCAGGCAUGCAGCGCUUUGGUGCUUUCUACAUGGAUUAUCUCUACACAAUGGAGAAGAUCAGCGCCAAAGGCUCUCAGGAGGAGGUGGAGGUGGUGUCCGCUGUCCAAGAGACUUCCAUCAAGAGGCUGGUGGUGGGACCUCUGGACGUCAGGCUGAACAGCAGUGCUGUCCACCGCAUCCUCAAGAUGGUCACCUGUGCCAUGGACCACGAGUACGAGCCCUACUGCAGACCACAGCCAGAAGUGGUUGAGGAGAGCCAUGGUGCAGCUACACAAGAGGAGAUAUCAAGCUUAGAAGAGUUUAUCCCGACCAGGCUGACGUGCCUCACUCUGCUCGAAAUCUCAGUCACCAUCUCGAUGGCCGAGUUCAACCUUCUACACACCCUGAUGCCAGUCAUCAUGGGGUGCAAGUCCUCCCAGGCUGCACCGGGGCCGGUCAACAGCCCAGCCUUUCAGCCAGUGCGCCCUCUACCUGCCGUGCAGUUCCAAGUGGAAAGGGUGAACGUUGAGCACUCAGUGGCCAUGUAUGCUCCAGAGCUGGUCCGAACCGUCAGCGGCAUGAGCCAGCCCUCUGACAACCUGCUCCAUCACUGCUACGCACACCUCUACCUUAAGGUGUUUGGCUUCCAGGCCGGCUUGACGUGCCAGGACAGUACAGGACGUUUCCUGCCUCUCAUCCCCAUCAUCCCUUCCUUCAGCACUGCACUCUACGGGAAGCUCAUCCAAAUGCCUUCAUACUGGAGCAAAAGGUCUUCAGUCCUCACCAGAGAGUGUAUUUUCGAGCUCCCCCACUUCGCCCUCCAGGCCACCAGGGCCCAGACGCUCCUGCUGCAGGCCAUCUGCCAGAGCUGGACCCACAGCGUGCUCAGCGGAGCGCCGUCGGCCCUCAGCGAAAGCCUGCUGCGUGAGGUGCACAAAGCUCCAGGUGUGAAGUCUCCGGGCCCGUCACCGACCCUCGAGGGCUCGGUCCAAAACCUGGAGCUGAAGCUCUGCAGCCGUGCGACGGUGAAAUGUGCCUCGGGAACCGUGGGAGCCAUAAAAGUGUGCGCCAGGACCCCAGGUUCAGCAGAUGGUGUUAAGGAGAAGCUGGUUCCUCUGAUUCAGGGCCCAUCUGACACCAAAGAACUCCACAUGAGCCGCUGGCUCAAUGAGAUCCGCAAACCUGAAUCUCUGCUGGCCCCUGACCUGCUGGUCUUCUCUGUUCAGGUCCCCCAGCAAGGAGAUGACUGCAGGAACUCAGGUGCAGUGCUGCUGCUCAGCGUCCAGGGCAUUGCUGUCAACGUGGACCCGGUUUUCUGCAUGUGGCUGCUGCACCAACCUCACAGAGGGAGCGGCAGGCAGCAGCAGCCUCCAGGUUCAGUGCCUGUGGCCAAAAGAAGAGAAGAUGAGGCGUCGGUAGGAAGCACACCACUGGCCAAACAGCCGUCCAAUCAGGCAUCAGAGUAUGCCAGCAGCCCAGCCAAAACCAAGACGGUCACAGAAUCCCGUCCCCUGUCCAUACCAAAGAGGGUGAUACCCGAAACCACAGCGGGGGACUCAUGGACAACCUCGGAGGAGAGAAUGAAGGAGCUGAUCGCCCAAGCCUGGGAUGUUGUUAAGCGCCUUACUCUACAGUUUGAGCUGCAGUCGUGCUGCGUGUUCCUGCCCAAGGACAGCCUCCCCUCCCCGAGCACCAUCAUCUGCGGCGACAUCCCCGGCACCGUCCGGAGCUGGUACCACAACAAGGCCUCCAUGCCCGCAACCCUGGUGGUGUGCCUGCCGCAGAUCAGCGUCCUCAGCGCGGGCCACAAGUACAUGGAGCCGUUGCAGGAGCUCCCCUUUGUGGUGUCGAAGCCCGUCCUGGAGGAAGGCGAAGCCUUCCCGUGGACAGUGAGCCUGGCUCAGUUCAGCGUCUACACGCUGCUGGGACAGCAGCGGAGCCUGAGCCUGCUGGAGCCCAUGGGCUGCACCUCCACGCUGGCCGUCACGUCCCACAAGCUGCAGAGCUGCUCCGAGGGGGGGCACUCCUUCGUGGUCUGCCUCCACGUCGACCUGCAGCCCGUCCACGUCAAGUGCUCCAACCCUCAGGUCCAGCUGCUUUAUGAGCUCCUGCUCAGCUGGAGCUCCACGUGGGCUCGUCUCCAGAGACACGGCAUCCUGCGUCAGACCCCCAGCAUGCCAGAACCCCCCGUCGGUGCCGCCCUGUCGUCCCCGGUGCGCAGCAGUGCCGGCACCGCACUGCCGGACACCAGCACCUGCAGCCCGUCUGCAGACUUUGGCUCCCCCACCGAGGGCGACUCUGUGCCGGCUGUGGAUGACGGCCCGUUUGAUGACACGGUCACUCUGGAGCAGAAAACCAGCAGCAUCGGAGGCUCCAGUGGGAAGGUCAGCCUUUGGAUGCAGUGGAUGUUACCCAAGGUCACAGUCAAACUGUUUGCUCUCGACCCGACUGUAAAGAAAACAGAGAUAUGUGUCAUCGGCGAACUAGAAGACCUGAGUGCCUCAGUGGAUGUCCAGGAUGUUUAUACAAAGAUCAAAUGUAAAGUGGGCAGCUUCAACAUCGACCAGCACAGAUACAGUCCGGAGGAGGGUGCGCAGGGCUCUGGCGGCUGUGGACGAGUGGUCCUCUCUUGCACUGACAAGCUGAACAGACGCACUGUGUUGGUUCGACCCGUCAGCAAGCAAGAAUCUUUCAGCCACCUCUCUGGCUUUUUCCCUCCUACUGCAGCCAAAGUCCUCGAGGGCUCCCACCAGCAGCAUGGCUUCCUGUCCAUCACGUACACCCAGGCCGUCACUAAAAACGUCCGUCACAAACUCACCACCCGGCCCGAGCGGGCGCCGCACGGCGCCGCUUCCACGGAUCCGCUGGCCGACAGCUCGCCUCAGUACCUGAGGGAGAUCCUGCUGACAGCACAGCCCUUUGACGUGGUGCUAUCCUGCCCCUUGCUGGCUGCUAUAGCCGGGGUGUUCCAGGCCACAGUACCACGGCGUUACAGGGAGUCAUCGGGUCAGCCCAUGAGAAGCCACACUCUGACCUCCCGCUGUUUGCCUCUCAUGUACAUCAACACCAGCGUGAUCCGGGUCUUCUGCCCCCAGUCACGGGACACACACGCGGCGUCAGAUCCCCAGGUGAAAAGAGAGGACACCCUGGUCCUAAAGCUGGGCUCCCUCAGCAUGGCUCCUCAGGCUGAUAACCCUCUGACGCGCACCGUGCUGAGAAAGGACAUCUACCAACGGGCGCUGCACCUGGGCAUCCUGCGUGACCCGGGUUCAGAGGUGGAGGACCGGCAGUAUCAGGUGGACCUCCAGUGCAUCAACAUCGGAACGGCUCAGUGGGAGCAGCUCAAGCCCGAUAAGGAAGGAACCAAAGGAGGGGUGUCUGCGGAGAGCGAGAGGAGCUCACAGAACCCGGCCCUGGAGUGGAACAUGGCCAGCAGUAUCAGAAGGCACCAAGAGCGGCGGGCCAUCCUCACGCCCAUCCUCACCGACUUUUCUGUCCGGGUCACUGCUGCCCCGGCGAUCAUCUUCAGUAAGAAUGUGCCACCUGACUGUGGACAGGCAGAGGAGGUGGUGGUGUGUGGCCACUCUCUGGAGGUGAACGUGACGAGCAGUCUGGACUUGUACCUCAGCGUGGCCCAGGUGCAGCUCCUGCAGCAGCUCCUCAGAGACAACCUAGUGGGGACGGAGGAUCCUGAAAGGAGCUCUGAGAUGCGUCGAUGCGAACCGAAACACGGGCGCCGCGACCCCGCGGUGGGCGCCGCUGCUUCAUCUCGCCACAGCGGGACCGGGCAGGACAGCGGCUUCGGCAGCGACAGCGCCCGCAUCCGCAUCGUACAGAUAGAGCAGCAGAGCGGGGCCAGCCACCACUGCAUCGCCCGGCCCUCCCGCCACUCCGCCAUCACCAAGAACCUCAGCUUCAUCCCUUUUGACAUCUUCGUCACGGCCGGCAAGCUGUCUGUCAUGACCUACGCGUGCGCCAGUGCCCCGAAGGCCCCUCCCCCGCCGUCGGACACCCCCGGCACACCGGAAAAGAGAGAGCCCGGGGACAAGGUGGGAAAGAGUGCCCUCAACCAGCCCGAGGUCCCGCCCGUAUCUCCUCCGGUCUCUGCCUCCCCCUCUCCAGACCCGUCUCCAGCCACUCAGGGUUCCCUCGCCGGCCUCACCGCCGAUGACAUCCUCAACAGCAGCAACUCCAGGCCGCCCUCUCCUCUGCUGAAGGGCGGCCUGCUGUCCCUGGGCGGCCUGCCCGCUCCCAGCCGCUCCUCGGCCCGCCAAGCGCUGGGCGUGACCAUAGUGAGGCAGCCGGGUAGGAGAGGGGCCGGGGACCAGGUGCUGGAACCCCUCCUCUACAUCCAGCUGAUGCAACCUUCAGCUCUGCUCAGCUGCCACCAUCGCAAGCAGAGGAUGGAGCUUUCGGUGUUCGACGUGGCCUUAAGAGGAGUGGCCUCUAACUACAAGUGCCUUGACCCAGGAAAGACUCUGCCAGAGUCUCUGGACUACAACGUAUUUUGGCUGCAGACGGUAGCAGGAGAGUCUGACUGUAAAACGGGCAUCCCUCCGCCUCUGCUCUGCCUCCAGAUCAAAGAUUUCCUCAACGGACCAGCCGAGCUGAACGUGGAACUGUCGCGCCCCCUCAAAGUCAACGCCACGCUGGCCAAGCUGGAGCAGGCCAAAGCCUACCUGAAGAAAAUACUCCCAAACCCCAGGUGUGACGCCUCUGGUAAACCCCCGUCUGCCCCCUCCACCCCUCACUCCUCCCCCACCAAGACGCUGCCCAGGGCCGCUCGCCCGGAGCCUCUCAACCAGGCCUCUGCUCUGGGUGAAGCCGGUGGCAUUGAGGCCCUGGCGCUGUCCUUCCACAAGGUCUCCCUCCACACUGCCCAGAUUGUGGUCGUCAUGGAGACGGAGGCCCAUCCAAUGAGGCCCAGCGUGGCGGUGACGGUGUCGGCCAUGACGGGGAAUCUGAACAUGAAGUCAGGCCAUAGGAUAGAAGAUGCGCUCCAGGCUGCAUCUGUACAGUUGCAGCUGCGGGAUCUGUCGGUAAAGACGGGGCUGAGGGAGCGGAGCCGCCUCCUGCUGGGGCCGUUCUCCUGCAGCGCCUCCCUGGAGGCCCGCUGGUGUCGGCACAGCGGCAGCCCCGGACCUGAGCCCGGCGCCCCCAAAAUCCUGCUCGACCUGAAGGGAGGCCUGCUGCAGGUCUUCUGGGGCCAGGAACACCUGAGCUGCGUGAAACUGGUGGAGGAGCAUCUGAGGGUGUACCUCAACCUCCAGAAUGGUUCAGACCCACAUGCGUCCGAGAGCCGUUCCCAGGGCAAGGCCUGCCACGUCCAGCCGCCUCCUUCCCCGGGCUCUCCCCCUCCCCGGACGGAGCACAGCUCAGAUGACCUCCGCACGGGACAUUUCCAAUACAUCCAGGACGCAGCGUACAAGCGACUGCCGGCGCCCCAUGAGGUGGUGUUCUACAGGGAGACUGAGGACAGCCCAGCGCUGAUGCUGUGGAGGUACCCCGAACCCCGCGUCCUCACCUUCGUCAGGAUAACUCCCGUCCCUUUCAACACCACGGAGGACCCAGAGAUCAGCACUGCCGACCUGGGGGACGCCCUGCAGGUACCGUGCAGCCUUGAGUUCUGGGACGAGCUCCAGCAGGCCUUCAUCCCGUACCGGGAGUUCAGCCUCUCGGAGAGCAGCGCCUGCCAGCUGCAGCUGCCCAGCCUCAGCCUCACCGAGCAGCAGAAGGAGCUGGUGGCCUCAGACCUGUGGAGGAUAGUCCUCAACAACAACAACAACAACGGCGGAGAGGGAGGAGAUGAGCAGAGUUCGGAUAGUGAGUCUGGGUCCCAGCUGCACUGCGAUCAGUUGGUGUCCCCAACCGCGCUGGCGGCCUGCACCCGCGUUGACUCCUGCUUUGCACCCUGGUUCGUCCCCUCCCUGGGCGUGUCCCUCCAGCUGGCCCAGCUGGACCUUCACCUCUGCCACCAUCUGGAGCAGCUGGGCACAGUUCCACCGAGACAGCUUCGUCCCUUCCUGCCAGACAGGAAGUUGCCUCAGGAGCAGGAGUUCAUGGUAAGCGGCGCUCGGGAGCCGCGCGUCUUCCUGCGCCAGUGGAGCAGCGGGCCACGUCGCUGUCAGGAGUUCAGUUUCUCCACCCAGCUGGACUGUAAGCUGCUGGAGUAUCGAAACCUGACCCGUCUCCAGAUCCUGCAGCCCUGUGUACUGCAGGGCCAGGCUGCAGCUACAAGCUGCCCCCAGAACACCAGCCUGGAUGUAAACGUGUUCGUGGAGCCCGUGUUCCUCAAUAUCAGCCAGUACGCCAUCCACACCGUGGACACUGCCCUGCACAGCUGGCAACAGAGUGGGAACCCGGAGGCUGAGGAGCUGGUCUUCAGCCACUAUGUGAUCUGUAACGACACCCACGAGAUGCUGCGCUUUGGCCAGGUGGACACAGAUGAGAAUGUGCUGCUGGCCAGCGUCCACAGCCACCAGUACAGCUGGAGAUCCCACAAGUCCCCUCAGCUGCUGCACAUCUGCAUCGAGGGAUGGGGGAACUGGCGCUGGUCAGAGGCCUUCAGCGUGGACAACGUAGGGACCCUGCUGAGGACCAUUCAGUACAAGGGCCGCACGGCUUCCCUCAUCAUCAAGGUGGUACAGCUCAACGGGGUCCAGAAACAGGUGAUAAUCUGCGGGCGGCAGGUGAUGUGCAGCUACCUGACUCAGGACAUCGAGCUGCGGGCGGUGCAGCACUACGUGGGGCCUGAUGGUCAGACGGUGGUCAGGGAACACUGCGACUGCCUGGAGGCCGGGGCCAAGCUGCCUUCGUACGUUCUAGAGGACGCUGAGAUGACGGAGCUGUGCUUGAGGGCCAGGGGGGAUGAGGACUGGUCCCAAGACGUUCAGCUGGAGAGCAGGGAGAAGGGCAACAGCAGCUCUGUUGUGCAGGUACCUUGUUCCAGUGGUUCUUUGCUCUAUGUUUGGUGCACUCUUAUCACAAUUGAACCUGGCUCUCACAUGCAGCAGAGAGUGGUGGUGUUCAGUCCCCUGUUUGUCAUGAGGAGCCACCUGCCAGAUCCAGUGAGCGUCCACAUAGAGAAGAGGAGCCUGGGGCUGAGGGAGAGCCAGCUGAUACACGGCCGGGGCCACCAGGAGCCCCUGUUAAACACAGAGGCCGACCUCACCCACCACCUGACUUUCCAGGCCAGGGAGGACGAAGACGCUUCCAACUGUGCCGUGCCCAUCUCCACCAGCCUGAUCAAACAGAUUGUGAACAAGAGCGGAGGCGAGGACAACCUGGAGCACAUCCUGGCCGACUUCUACGGUCCAAGGCCAUCGUCAGGGCCGCCGUGGCCCUACACCAACGAUGCUGACAGGUCUGUGCUGGAGCCCCUCGCCCAGUGGGACAGUCCCAUGCAGGUUAGGUUGUCCUGCUGGAAGUCUGGGCUGAACACCCUGCUGGUGGAGCUGCUGCCCUGGGCCCUGCUGGCCAACCACUCCCAGUGGGACCUCUGGCUCUUCGAGGGAGAGACCAUUGUGCUGCAGAUACCAGCCGGCAAGGUCAUUGUGCCCCCCAACUUCAAGGAAGCCUUCCAGAUCGGCAUCUACUGGGCCCACACCAACACUGUCCACAAGUCCACGGCGCUCAAAUUGGUCCACGAUCUGACCUCUCCCCGAUGGAAAGAGGGAUCUGGCUCAGAGGUGGUCACUCUGGACGAGGAGGGAUAUGUAGAGGCUGACAUCACCCUGGGGGCCUUUCCCGGACGGCAAAAGCUGUGUCAGUUCUGCGUGUCGUCUGUGGUGAGACACGGCAUCCAGAUCCUCCAGAUAGAGGACCGAACCAUUCUGGUCAACAACACCCCGCACACGAUCCAUUGCAGGCCUCUGCUGGCCGCCCAUUCGCUGGGAUCCGACGACCAGGCCUGUGAGGUACCAGAGACGUCACUGUUCAGCCUGUUACCCUCGGAGGACUCUUCCCAGGCCAAACCCUGCUCCGUGCCAUUCUGGGACCUCCUCCAAUCCGGCGCUCAUGGAGCGGUGAAGUUCCCUCUGCCCCUCAAACAUAUGCUCUUCAGCCUUUUCCCCGGGCACAGCGGCGGAGUGGCAUCUGGGUCUGCAGCGUGGAGCCUUCCCGCUCCCAUCCGCCCCGACUUCCCCAGGCAGAGUCUGUCUGUUCCCGGGGAACCGGACUCCGCGGGUGGCCUGAGCAGCAGAGGCAUAGUACUGACAUAUCAGGAGCACUUUGGGGUGACAUACAUCAUCCUGAACGAGGACCCCUGUCCUCGGAUGCUGAUCCACAACAAGUGUCCUAUCCCACUUUUGCUUAAGGAAACUCUCAGAGAAGCCCAGAAGACGGAGGUUUACUGCCGUCCUCUGCCUGCCCAUUGCUCCCUGCACCACGAGCUCUAUCACCACUUUUCCAGUUUCCCAGAGUGCAGGCAGAAAGAAACGCUGCCUGCACUGCUGCUGAAAACCACCCUGGACCAGGGCUCCAACGCCUGGAGCGAGCCCAUAGACGUCAACUGCCCCGGCACUCAGGUGGUGUUCCUGCCAGGCUUCGGCUGUCUCUACAUCGACGUGGUGUACCAGAGAGGGACCCUGGUUCUGUCUCUGGCCCCCGAGGGCAGCGUGGAUGCUGUCAUCAACCAGCACAGCGGGUCUUCUAAGCUGUCGUGCCGAGUCCUCCUCCGUGAAGUCAGUGUGGUGUUGAGCGAUGACAUCACCAACCCCUCUGGAUCUGUGGAGCUGCUCAGACUCACGUUGACCAAGCUGCUCCUCAGCCUGGCCCCGGCGCCGCCCGCCCCUCCGCUCUCGGGGCUGGCGGCUGACACUAACUCGGGCGCUGCGUCCGUCUCCGCCCUGAUGGCGGACCCCUCUCUGAUCGAGGUCCACUGCUCCAGUCUGCAGGUAGACAACCAGCUGUACAACCGAGCCAGUUUUCACUUCCCCGUGCUGCUGUGCCAGGACCAGAGAGGGGGGGCUGAGCCGGGGGGUCCGUGGAGCAGCGACUCCAACCCCACAGAGUCCCCUGAAGCCCUGGAGCAGUUCAAACGCUCCUGUUUCCUGCAGCUGAGGAUGAUGCUGGCUGAGGACGGAAGCACUGCGGAGGAGAUCACCUUCCAACUCCAACCUGCCAGAAUCUACCUUGAAGACACCUUUGUUUACUACAUUAAGACCCUGUUCCACACCUACAUCCCUGACAGCGCCAUGGCCUCAGCCACCGCGGGGACCCAGAAGAGCAGCAGGGGGUCUGGUUCGGGCCCUGUCCUCCCUGCACAGGUGCUUGAGUCGGUGCAGGCGCUGGUCCACCCCGUGCGGCUGCACAGACUGACCAUCCAGCCGGUCAACCUGUUGGUCAGCAUCCACGCCUCCCUGAAGCUGUACAUUGCGUCGGACCACACCCCUCUCUCCUUCUCCCUGUUUGAGAGAGGGCCGCUGUGCACCACGGCCAGACAGCUGGUGCACUCUCUGGCCAUGCACUACGCUGCCGGAGCCCUCUUCAGAGCUGGUUGGGUGGUGGGAUCACUGGAGAUCCUGGGCAGUCCGGCCAGCCUGGUGCGUAGUAUCGGCAACGGCGUGUCCGACUUCUUCCGGCUGCCCUACGAGGGCCUGACGCGGGGCCCGGGAGCCUUCGUCAGCGGGGUGUCCAGAGGGACCUCCUCCUUUGUCAAGCAUAUCUCCAAAGGCACGCUGACCUCCAUCACCAAUUUAGCAACAAGCCUGGCCAGGAACAUGGACCGGCUGUCCCUGGAUGAAGAGCACUACACCAGGCAGGAGGAGUGGAGACGGCAACUUCCAGAGAGCCUCGGGGACGGACUGAGACAGGGGCUGUCACGACUCGGCAUCAGCUUGUUAGGCGCCAUAGCGGGCAUCGUGGACCAGCCAAUGCAGAACUUCCAGAGGAACUGGGAGCUGCAGAGCUCCGCUGGGAGCAAGGCCAAAGGGGUCAUCUCUGGAGUGGGGAAAGGCAUUGUGGGUGUUUUCACCAAGCCCAUCGGAGGAGCCGCUGAACUGGUGUCCCAGACUGGAUACGGGAUCCUCCAUGGAGCCGGCCUGUGGCAGCUCCCUAAACAACUGUACCUGCCUACAGAAGAGAAGGCCGCUCAGGCCCCAAACAGCCACCUUAAAUAUGUCUGGAAGAUGCUGCAGUCUCUGGGGCGGCCGGAGCUCCACAUGGCCCUGGAGGUGACCAUCGUGAGCGGCUCGGGUCAGGAGCACGCCGGCUGUCUGCUCCUCACCUCCGAAGUGCUGUUCGUGGUCAGCCUCAGCGAGGACACCCAGCAGCAGGCCUUCCCCAUCACAGAGGUGGAGUGUCAGCAGGAGCCGGGGCAUCGGGGCCAGCUCACCCUCACCUUGCAGCAGCAGACGGUAGCCAGCGACACAGAGGGUGAUGGCAUUCGGGAGCGUCUGUCAGAGCAGCAGUAUCGGCGGUUGGUGGACUACGUGACGUGGGCCUCCCAGUUCCUCUCCCCCUCCCCCGCCUCUCUCCAGCUGGAAGUGACGCUCGCCGAGCCCCCGCCCUCCGUCACCAAGUGUUACCGCUACCUGGUGGAGCCUGCCUUCGCCGCGGUGUUUGUCAGCAGGUUCACCAUGGUAAAGAAUAAAGCCUUACGGAUCGGAUUCCACUGAUACACGGGAACACCGUUGCUCCAAGGAAGAAGGGAUCGGAUCAUUCGUUCCAAUUAAGCCUUAAAAACAAGAACUACUUACUUAACACAUUUAUGCAACAGAUGUGAGAACAAUUCUAUUUUAUUAGUAACUGUACCUGGUCAUUCAUGCCGUAGGGAAAAUUGUGGCAUUUGAAAAAUAUAUAUCAGAUGAGUUCAUCACAUCAGAUUGAUGUUUUAUUCAUAGGAACACAUGUACGUUUGAACACUAAAACCUUCUCGGGCCAACGCCGUCUUCUCUUCCAACAUUAAAUCGGCGCUCUUUCGGUCAGUGUGAAACCUUUGUGUUGCAGAUAGAAAUCUGUUGAAUUCUCAUCAAAACAGCACUUGUGGUUCACUCUGCAGAAAAAGCUCUCGGUGUUUACAUUGUUUAUAUAUCUUGUGCCAACGUUAAGUGCAAUAUUAUAUAUAAUGUUGCUGGACGCUAGAGCAACCAGCUGUCCAAUGGUGUAACAUGCUCCGUGUUGAUGACAGCCCUGUUUGUUGUAACCUUACUUUGAGCCCAACAUGCUAUUGUUGCACCACUGAGCUGCGUCUGAUGCCUUUAAUGUAUGUAAAUGGUUAAUAUAUUGAUAGAGAAUCAUUUUAAUAAAACUCUGAAAAUAAAAAGUGUUUCACUAUUAUUGCAAGAGAAAGUGUGAAUCUGGCCGUUGUGAAUGAAACAAAUACCCAAGUGAUCAAAUGGGCCAUCCAGUGAAUUUAUAGUCAGGGGAGAUUUUCUUUUGUACGGAAGCCCUGCAAGGCAGCUAGUAACAUUUUGUUGAUAAUUCUCAUGAAACAUACCUGUGCAGAAAAAUAAAUGUGUCCACGCACCCCAUUUUUGCAUCUCAAGGCCUAAGCAGCUGUUCUUACAUUGUGUAAAACAAAUCUCAAACUUCUACCUCAUCAUCACGAGCAGCUCCGAUACACCUCAGCGAUUAGUGUCAAAGAGCCUCUUGCACUUUGUUUUCAUAUCACAAUGACCGGCUGAGUAAGACAGUAACUGUAUAGUAAUGACACAACUCCAUAUUACACUAUAAAGUGUGUUGAUCGAAGUGACAAAUGUCAUAGUAUAGAAGAUCAAAAAAGUCAGUAUAUAUAAACCUCACGCUAUAAUGUGUCAAAAUAAAUCAUUCUCGAAUGCAGCGCAGAGCGUGUUAAGAACCUCAAAGAAA